AAAAGCAAGAGUAAAGGGGAUUUGGGCUAGUGGGGAUGGUUUGGGAGGCCCAAAGAAAAAUAAACAAAGAAGGAAAAUUGACUCCAGAGUGCCUGGGAGAGUGCACACUCAGGGUCUGUAGCCUUGCAAUACCAGGCAUACAAGAUCCGAGACCACAGGUAGCUGUGUCCAUAAGCACAUCAGUGGUGAAAUGAGGAAGGUGGUUUAUUAUUGUGGGAAAGGUUUACUGUUUGAAGUAGGACAGACUUGGUUUUAAAUUUCUGUUCUGCCACUUACCUUGGGCAGGCUAUUUUACACCAGUUGGACGGUCUCUUAUAGAUGUGUUUCCCUUUUGUGUAUUAUUUUGGGUUUAUGUCAAUGUAUUUGUUGGAACCCUUAGAUUGUCAAUGAUUCGCUCUAAUGUGACAGGCAGUUGGCCUAGAAUUAUCUCUGAGGAACCUUCUGACCUUCAAGGUCUGAAGCCUACUCAGUAAUAACCAAAGUUUCAACCCUAGUGACAGAUAAUGACAAAUGAAAAUGGCCCUUUGGCGACUAAGUCCUGUUCCUAGACCAAAGCAGUUUAUAAUCAUUUAUUUUUAUAAAAUAAAAUAGAAAACAGAAGAUUGGCUCUGAUUAUUUUGCAUGAUAGAAAUUGCAUUCUGAGCAGCUGACUUAGCAUUUAUGCUUGCAUCUCUUACUCACUCACCAGGUUAGAAUACUCCGGAAAAGCUGAUAUAUUUGUGUGCUGCUUCUGGCACCCAAACUCGAUAUCCAGAUGCAGCUACACUAAGAAGGAAGCCAUUGUGGCGUUUCUGACUUCCUGCUGAGUUCCAAAUUGCUUGUUUGGCGGAAAAGCAAAACUUGGCAGCAAAUGUCUAAAAUGAAGACCCCCCAGACUUUUGAGGAGCAAACGGAAUGCAUUGUGAACUUUCUCCUCGAAGACUUCUUAGGCAUACCACCACAGGCUACUGCCACCCGGAACCUGUGUGAUACAAAUGAAGUGGAUUCAGGAGAGGUUAGCUCCUUUGACGUGGCCAUCAUUGCCGGUCGCCUUCGGAUGUUGGGGGACCAGCUCAAUAAAGAACUGGAAGAAUCUGCCGAAAGCGUCAUCAAAGCAACCACUCAGGGACAGGUAGGAGCUGUUCUUCAGAACACAGUAGACACUCUCAUCAAUACCUGGCGUGCUCAGGAUUCUACCUUAGAUUAUGUGAAAGCAUUUUUGGCAGUGUCAGUGAACCUCCUUAAAUGUGUGGCCCGUGUGGCUCCUGAAAUGGCAAGACAGGUGGUGAGCCCCAUAACAAAUAUGAUCAAUGGGAAUGAUGCUGUCCGGACGUUCGUCCAGGGCCAGGGAGGUUGGGAAAAUGUGGAGAGCUGAAGAGGAGACGGAACUGUUUCCCAGCCUGAACAUCUCUUUCUCUUUGACUGAUCAGGUGGUGGAUUUCUGGCAAUUAAAACGGAUGAACAACCAAAUAAAAAAAACAAAUAAACACUUACUGAACUUGGC
Messenger RNA from Phyllostomus discolor (pale spear-nosed bat), 1483 nucleotides. RefSeq names its product BCL2 like 15 (gene BCL2L15). NCBI's taxonomy places the organism in Eukaryota, Metazoa, Chordata, Mammalia, Chiroptera, Phyllostomidae. The record is from RefSeq and is a predicted model, not a curated record. Gene Ontology annotation, cellular component: cytosol; nucleus. Gene Ontology annotation, biological process: regulation of apoptotic process. The coding region runs from base 851 to 1354 and encodes 167 amino acids. The transcript is spliced from 5 exons.